This is a messenger RNA of Syngnathoides biaculeatus (alligator pipefish), 1380 nucleotides long. Its product is annotated as major facilitator superfamily domain-containing protein 12-like. Gene Ontology annotation, biological process: carbohydrate transport. Gene Ontology annotation, cellular component: membrane. The record is from RefSeq and is a predicted model, not a curated record. Bases 1 to 1380 code for a protein of 459 amino acids. NCBI's taxonomy places the organism in Eukaryota, Metazoa, Chordata, Actinopteri, Syngnathiformes, Syngnathidae. Gene Ontology annotation, molecular function: symporter activity. The transcript is spliced from 9 exons.
AUGGAGCCGUGUGUCCCAGUCGAGAGCGAAAGGACCCUGCCACUCUGCCGGCGCCUGUGUUACGCCGUCGGGCAUUUUCUCAAUGACUUGUGCGCCUCGAUGUGGUUCACCUAUGUGCUGGUCUACCUCCACUCGGUCUUGGGUCUCCGGAGCACCUUUGCCGGCGUGCUGCUGCUCAUCGGUCAGGUAGCAGACGGGGUGUGCACUCCUCUCAUCGGGUACGAAUCCGAUCGAUUUCCCUGCAGGAGGUACGGCAAGAGAAAAAGCUGGCAUUUGUUGGGAACCAUCUGUGUUAUCGCAACUUUCCCCUUCAACUUCAACCCCUGCCUGGCCUGCUCAGCAAGCACUCCCCAAUGGGCCAAGAUCAUCUACUUCACCCCCUUCAUCAUCAUCGCCCAGUUUGGAUGGGCGGCCACUCAGAUCUCACACCUCUCCCUCAUUCCAGAGCUGGUGUCCAGUGAGAGCGGCAAGGUGGAGCUCACUGCGUACAGGUAUGCCUUCACUGUGGUUGCCAACAUCACGGUGUUCACUGUGGCCUGGCUGCUUUUUCACUUCCUGUCUCAAGACGACAUGACCGACAACCUGGGCCAGGCGGACAUUCCUCUGUUUAGGAUGCUGCUUUUAAUCAUACUUGGUGUUGGAGCAGUGUUCUCGCUCAUAUUCCACAUCGGCACAAAGGAGAAGUCAGGAGAGGAUCCGCUGCUCAGACCUUCCUCUGCAGAGGAAGCGUUGUCCUCUCGAGGGUUGCAAUGGAAAGACUGGCUUAAACAGCCUUCUUUUUACCAGGUGGCCUUUGUCUACAUGUGCACCAGACUGAUCGUUAAUCUGUCCCAGUCGUACAUCUCUGUUUACCUCACCCACUCACUGUUCCUACCAAAGAACUUCAUUGCCAUCAUACCACUUGUGAUGUAUGUCAGCGGUUUCGUGAGCUCGCUGGUCAUGAAGCCAAUCAGCAAGCUUGUAGGCAUCAGUAUGAUGUAUUUUGUUGGUCUGCUGCUGGUGAUCAGCUUUGCCCUCUGGGUGAUUUUUGACAAGAACAUGGGAGCUGAAAGCAUCUAUGGUGCGGCUGUACUGCUGGGAGCCGGCUCAGCGAUCAUCUUGGUCAUGUCUCUCUCUAUGACCGCCAAACUCAUCGGGGAGCAAACACAAAGUGGGGCCUUUGUUUACGGUUCAAUGAGCUUCACGGACAAGGUGGCCAAUGGCGUGGGUGUCGUCAUCAUCCAGAGCAUCAGACCGUGCAGCACAGAGACAUGCUGCCCGGCAUGUGUUUGGUUUUAUCGUGACGUCAUGGCAGCAGUGACAGGAGGCGUGGGCUUGGUAGCAGCCGUUGGCCUGUUGACAAUUUUCAUCUGGCCACUCAAGACUGGAAAAAAUGAAUGA